CAAAGCUAACAGGAGGGGACAAUAUAUCCACCACGCAUGCGUAGCACAUACAACGCAUGCGCCCUAACGUCAUAGUGUGCACAAAUCGAAAUACUCCCUCACGUUCAAAACAAAUAUAUUUUUGCCUGUUUCUACUCACAAAAAUUGCAUUACACCUUCUCUUUCGAACUAGCUACACAUACUUUUUAAAUGGGAUGCGUGCGUUUCCUCUUAUUGACAUUUAAUUUGACUGCUUGUCUAAGGCCACCUAUAGACCAGUUGUCACAGAUUUCGUUAUUGUUUACAUCGAUUUGUUUAAGCCCUGUUUUUACAAUUCUUAAAAAACGUGCUCGAUUGCAGAGAUAUUGAUUACCUCGAAAUACCAAAGAUGCGCACCAUGUCACCGAAUAACCCAGUUAGGCGAUGUCUCUUCCCAGUCGACGACCUCACGGAACAGGCGAAGAUCGACAACUUCGCUAACGUACUCCGAGAGAGCAUAGCAAGGGACAGAGAAGAAAAAAAGAGGAAAUUUAACUUCGAUUUCGAAAACGAAAUACCUCUAGAUGGAGUUUACGAAUGGUACCGAACCGACGGUGUCAAUGACUGGGUCGCUGUGAAGAAAGACCCUUGCACGGAUGUCAUUAAGGAGAAACCCGAUGCUCUUAAGCAGUUGGAGAACGAGUCGACUCCUCGAACUAAUAAGGAUGAGAAGAUGCCGUUGCUGAGGAAGAGAAGGAAGAGUCUAGGUUUGGUUGAUGAUAAGGGUGUGAGACGGAAGAUUAGCUUCGAUUAAUAAAUACAUCACAAUUACGUAACGUGUAAUCAGAUGAUUUCGUAACGAUUUUCAUUUUUAAAUUUGUGACAAUUACAUGUUUUUUUUGUAUCUUGAAUAUUCAAGAAAAUUUAUUUAGAAAAUUAGAAUCAGUCAAACGAUUAGUCAACAUUUACAAGUAUAGGCUUCGACACAAAAUUACGGGAAAAGAAAUACAAUAGUGUUGUACGAGAAUUAUUUUAUUUUUAUUAUGCUUUUGGUCCGUAUCAAUUGUAGUUUACAACAAAAUGUAGCUGAUUAAUUUAUUUAUGAAUUAUAAAACGGAUAAUGAAUAUUAUUGUAAUACUUUUUAUUAUUAUUACGCUUAUAUUAUGUAAAUUGUGCCACUAUUUAGGCUGUAUUUGUAAAAAAUAAAUGUAUAAUUUAGACAUUAUUUAAGUUCUAUUUAAUUGUUGAAAACAAUGUUCGUGUUUUAUAUAUUUCCAAUAUACAGUUAGACAUCACAAAUAUGUACUGUUUCUUGUAUUUUUAUAAAGGUUUUUAAAAAUUACUAGCUACGUCAACUCCGUUCUGCUGUAUGUGGCAAAACAAAAAUAAUUUUCUUUCCAAAUACUCUACUUAUUUCUUAACGAACUUUAUAAAUUUUGAUCGCAUUUCAUAAUUAUCGCACCCAUAAAAAUAAAACAAGGAUAACUUAUGACUCUCGUAAAUAAAACUUAUAAUUGACGUUAUGGUUGUGACUUGCAACAUCUAUUGACCUCCUUCUUGACAUUAUUAGUUUAGCCAAAUUCUUGAUAAGGGACGAACGUGAUCACCGAUUAAAAAUUUUUAUUACUAUUUUUAUUCUAGUUUAAUUUUGUAAAUACGAUUUCGAGAAACGAGUAUUUCAAGUGAAAGAAAACACGAGUCUAGUUCCCGAAUGGAUUUGUACAAAAAAUAUAGCAUAUCGUGUUACGUUGCUUAAAAUUAAUAGCAUUUGCAAAAGCGUAUACGCGUUUCGUUUUAAUUGGUCAAUCCCUAUAUAAACAUGGUGUAGCCUAAAAACUGUUACAUUGACUUUUCCUUUUUGGGUUAUUGAGUCAAUUAAAAAAAAAACGAGAAAUAAUGCAUUUCAAUGAUUCCUCGAAUGCCCUACAGUAUUCUUCAAAAUCAACUCAUUUGUACCUGGAUAAUAUUAAAAUGCAUUUGUCGUGAAACUCGUUAGUGUUUAAUUAAAUUAAUUUAUUAUUAACGUAACUGUAAAUUAUUAGAAUCCCACUAGAAAAAAAGUCUGAUUUUUGUUUUAUUAAUAAAAUGUUAACAUUUUGUAAAUAUGUAUUUAUUUAAAAUUCGAAUUGGUAAAUUUAAUAAGCGAUAAACGUUUGAAGUUGGUAGGUACCAAGAAAAAACUUGGUAAUACGAUAAACAUUAAUUUUAUUAUGAUUUUAGAAUUUGAUCACCGUUUUUACAGGGGGCUCUACAUUCUCGCUUGCCCAUUGAAAAACUAAAAAGUGAAUUCUCACAAAUCGAAAUAAAUAUUCGAUUUGCAAGACAGACUAUCUGACAUUCCUUUUGAUGGUGAGUGAUUAAUGCUUUCCGCGUACACCGGUAAUGUUAGACGCUCAGUCAGAUUGUAGCUUAUAGUAAAGUGAUAUAUGAGUCGACUAUUAUCAAAGCCGGCAAUGUGACUUUUGGACAAUUAUUGGUAAAUCAGAAAAACGAAUUAUUGACUUUGUAUUCCAUU
This is a messenger RNA of Bombyx mandarina (wild silkworm), 2474 nucleotides long. RefSeq lists its product as uncharacterized. The record is from RefSeq and is a predicted model, not a curated record. Gene Ontology annotation, molecular function: cyclin-dependent protein serine/threonine kinase inhibitor activity. NCBI's taxonomy places the organism in Eukaryota, Metazoa, Arthropoda, Insecta, Lepidoptera, Bombycidae. Gene Ontology annotation, biological process: regulation of cell cycle. Gene Ontology annotation, cellular component: nucleus.